AUGAUUUCACAAACAAUUCGUUCAGCUUUAAGAAGAAAUUUAGUUAAACCAAGAAUUACUAUUGCUAGAAAUUCAAAUUUGAUUUUAAAAUCAUCAUUUUCAUCACAAGCAAGAUUAUUAUCUGAACAUCAUGAAGAAACUUUCGAAGAAUUCACCGCAAGGUAAGUAAAUAACUAAUUGAGAUAUGAGAUAUGAUUACUAACUUUCAUUCUAGAUAUGAAAAAGAAUUUGAAACUGCUUAUGAUUUAUUUGAAGUUCAAAGAAUUUUGAAUAAUUGUUUUUCCUAUGAUUUAGUUCCAGCUCCAGCUGUUAUUGAAAAAGCUUUACAAGCAUGUAGAAGAGUUAAUGAUUAUCCAACAGCAGUUAGAACUUUUGAAGCUUUAAAACAUAAAGUUGAAACUAAAGAACAAUAUCAAGCUUAUUUAGAAGAAUUGAAAGAUAUUAGAAAAGAAUUAGGUAUUGAUUUGAAAGAAGAUUUAUAUGGCGAAGAAGCUUAA
This is a messenger RNA of Insectozyma verbasci, 497 nucleotides long. NCBI's taxonomy places the organism in Eukaryota, Fungi, Ascomycota, Pichiomycetes, Serinales, Debaryomycetaceae. The record is from the annotation of a GenBank genome assembly.